GCGGGGAGAGCGAGCCCGCGGCCACUCCGGCCCCGCGCGCCAAAGUCCACGUGGCCCCAGGUCAGCACCUCCCUGCCGAGGGCAAAACCCGUCCCAUGAAGCCUCCCUCCGCGCAGCGCAACCCCGCCGCGGCCGCGGCUGCAGCCCCGGCCUUAGACUCGGCCGCGGCGGGGGAUCUGACCGACGCGCUGUGCGAGUUCGACGCGGUGCUGGCCGACUUCGCAUCGCCCUUUCACGAGCGCCACUUCCACUACGAGGAGCACCUGGAGCGCAUGAAGCGGCGGAGCAGCGCCAGCGUUAGCGACAGCAGCGGCUUCAGCGACUCGGAGAGUGCAGAUUCGCUUUGCAGGAACAGUUUCAGCUUCAGCGAUGAAAAGCUGAAUUCUCCAACAGACUCAACUCCAACUCUGCUCUCUCCCUCUGUCACUCCUCGCAAAGCCAAACUGGGAGACACGAAAGAGCUAGAAGACUUUAUUGCUGAUCUUGACAGGACAUUAGCAAGUAUGUGAAGCAAGGAGAAAUUGUGGGUCCUUUUAUCAAAGGGGAGAAACUUUACAAAGCUCCAAGGACCUGGUAAAAUCAGCUACAGAAUUUGCUGCCAGAGGUGAUGGAGACAAGUGCUUGUUGCCACGAGGCCAUCUUCAGGCUCAUCUUUGGGCAAUUUAGAUGGUGAAACUGAAUUUGUUUGCCUGCUUGCAGCAAAUUAGAACAGACAUCCAAUGCUAAUAUUGUAUUUUCUCUAAAAACAUAGCUCUCCUGUAAUUUAAAGUGCUUUUAUGAAGAUAUUUGUAAUUAAUUAUAUAUAGUUGGAAACAG
Talpa occidentalis (Iberian mole) is the source of this 816-nucleotide messenger RNA. RefSeq names its product regulator of cell cycle (gene RGCC). The transcript is spliced from 5 exons. The record is from RefSeq and is a predicted model, not a curated record. The coding region runs from base 96 to 509 and encodes 137 amino acids. Gene Ontology annotation, biological process: regulation of cell cycle. Gene Ontology annotation, cellular component: cytoplasm. Gene Ontology annotation, molecular function: protein kinase binding; protein kinase activator activity. Lineage: Eukaryota; Metazoa; Chordata; Mammalia; Eulipotyphla; Talpidae.